AUGAAGGACAGAGAAUCAGUUCUUGCUCGUGAUCUUGACAGAUAUCGAUGCCAAAGGCGCUUGCUUCUCACAGGGACACCAUUGCAGAAUGAUUUGAAGGAACUAUGGUCACUUCUAAAUCUACUACUUCCAGAAGUAUUUGAUAAUCGCAAAGCAUUUCAUGAUUGGUUCUCCAAGCCCUUUCAAAAAGAAGGUCCGACACACAAUGCUGAGGAUGACUGGCUUGAGACUGAGAAGAAGGUCAUUAUUAUCCAUCGACUUCACCAAAUUCUCGAGCCUUUCAUGCUCAGGCGUCGUGUUGAAGAUGUUGAAGGUUCACUUCCACCCAAGGUCUCAGUUGUCUUAAGAUGCAGGAUGUCAGCUUUUCAGAGUGCUGUUUACGACUGGAUCAAGUCUACUGGUUCACUUAGAGUUGACCCUGAAGAUGAGGAGCGAAGGGCUGAAAAAAAUCCAAAUUACCAGCCUAAAACAUAUAAAGUUUUAAAUAAUAGAUGUAUGGAGCUUCGAAAAGCUUGCAACCAUCCUUUGCUUAACUAUCCAUAUCUCAAUGUUACAAAGGACUUUCUUGUUAAAUCAUGUGGGAAAUUGUGGAUUCUUGAUCGGAUCUUAAUUAAACUUCAAAGAACAGGGCACAGGGUGCUGCUUUUCAGUACCAUGACAAAGCUGCUUGAUAUCUUGGAGGAGUAUUUGCAGUGGCGACGACUCGUCUACAGAAGAAUUGACGGGACAACGAGCUUAGAGGAUCGUGAAUCAGCUAUUGUGGAUUUUAAUAGUCCAGAUACUGAUUGCUUUAUCUUCUUGCUAAGCAUUCGUGCUGCUGGGCGUGGAUUGAAUCUUGACUNUAAUUCAGUGAAGAUUCAUGGUUCAGGAAAACCUGGAAAAGUCAGUUGCUUGUCUCCUGAUGAUUCCUUUGAACCCACAAGAGAAAGUUGGGAUAAUAAGCCCAGCGGGACUUAUAGUGGAGGGAGUAAGAUGUCUGAGGUCAUUCAAAGAAAGUGCAAGACUGUCACUAUCAAGCUCCAAAAGAAAAUAGAGAAGGGUGGCCAUCAAAUAAUUCCACUACUACAUGGUCUGUGGAACAGAAUUGAAAGUUCUGGUUGCAUAGGUGGGGCUGACGAUAGUCCAUUUGGUUUACAGACAAUUGAUAUGCGUGUUGAUGAGUCUGAGUACAGUGGAGUGCUCGAAUUUGUGUCUGAUGUGCAGCUGAUGUUAAAACGUGCAGUGCAAUACUUUGGUUUCUCACAUGAGGUGAGAUCUGAAGCAAGGAAAGUGCAUGAUCUUUUCUUUGACAUCUUGAAGAUAGAAUUUCCAGAGACCGACUUUCGAGAAGCAAGGAAUUCUAUCUCUUUUGCUGGACCUGCAGCUAGUACUACACCCGGCGCAUCUUCAAGGCAGAUGCCUGUAGGUCAGAACAAGAGACAUAAACUGAUAAAUGAAAUGGAACCUGACCCUAGCCCGCUACAGAAACCAAAGACACGUGGAGCACUCCAUGCCGGUGAAGAUGCCAAGGCUAAGAAUCAUAUGGCUCAAAGAGAAACAAGAUUUGGUGGUAGCAGCGGCCGGGAGCUUAGCCAACAGGAUGAUUCGCGCCCGUUCACUCAUCCAGGGGAGCUUGUUAUUUGCAAGAAGAAGAGAAAAGAUAGAGAGAAGUUGGGUAUGAAACCUGGGAGUAGUUCUGCUGGUCCUGUCUCACCACCUAGUGUUCCCCGCAGUAUCAGAAGUCCAGGCUCGAUCCCAACUGUGAAGGAGGGGGGAAGGUUAAACCAGCAGACACCACCCCAAAAUCAGUUGAAUGGCAGUGGUAGCAGCAGCUCUGUUGGCUGGGCAAACCCUGUGAAGAGACUGAGAUCAGACUCUGCAAGAAGGCGGCAAAGUCAUUUAUGAUUAUAGUUGUUAAAGGUGUACAAUGUAAUGCUAAUAGCUGAUGAUACUCUAUUGAGGUGCUGUGAAUAACCGGCCCUUCGGAUUUUCAUACCUCCUGAGCUGUGUACUUCCUCCAUUCCAUCCCCAGCCUCACUUGUAUGAUAAAUAUGCUAUUGAAGAUAGGCUUCUUACUGUCCGCCAUUAGCAACUGCUUGUCUGAGAUUUGUCUU
Molecule: messenger RNA, 2093 nt
Organism: Nicotiana tabacum (common tobacco)
Lineage: Eukaryota; Viridiplantae; Streptophyta; Magnoliopsida; Solanales; Solanaceae
Source: RefSeq, a predicted model, not a curated record